AUGAAGACUGUGUUUAAAGUAAUAGCGGGAGGCUUUACUAUCGCUUCUAGCUUAGACCUGUUGAUUCGUAACUCCACGUAUGAUGAGCUCAUCAGAGCGGUUAACACAUGUGUACUUCCUGCUGGGGCUAACCUAAUUCAGAUUACAGAAGGUUGUCUAUGCCUCAAGGUUCAACUAAUGGACCUUUCAGCUCUUGAGACUUUGUGGCGUUUAUACAAGGAUGGGACACUAAAAGCAAGCUUGCAAGCCUUAUUUGACACAGACGAAAUACGAGAAUUUGCUGGGGGAGAGCACGUGGAAGUGAUUGUGACUAUUGACGAAAGAGAAUACGAUAAAACAAGGAGUGAGCUAGGUAAUGAAGGACAAGGUUACCUAUAAAUCACUCAAAUUAGUUCCUUGAUUGUUUGUUUGUUACAGGAGUCCAUACCCCCGAGCCAGCAACUCCUCUACAUACACCUAUUUCAUGGUUUAUUUUUAUGCACAUUUAAAGCACUUUUUCCCGGCUUCAUCAUAUCGUUUUACAGUGCGACUACUCUAACCCAGGACACCUAGACGAAGUUGACCAGCCGGAUUACAGACGAGAUCUCUCAACAAAUUUUUCCUUGUUGCCUAACCUACUUCCUAAAACCCAAUUUUUUUUCGACAAGAUUCGACAUAAUAAAUGGUGAUGAAAUCCGAUUCUGAUUUCGGGCUUAAGUUCUAAUUUUCGAAUGAGUAGAAUUAAGGUCUUAUUGCAUUUCUAUUUUUAAGGAAUUGAGAUUGGUAAUCAGGUAUAUUUACCAUUGGAUUUCAGAACUUCCGCAAGGAAAGGGUGAAAAACAGCAAACGCAAGGCCUGGAUGAGGAGAAAUUCUCGAACAUUCUGAAGUAUUUAGAAGAAUCUGAGACAAAGAGCGCAACGACAGAAACAAGCGACAGUGGAAUGCGGGAAUCAUGUAGUAUUUCAUCUGAGCUAGAAACGGACGAAUCCAUCGGUAAAUUUAAACUAGUGCAAUAUUCUAUAUAUACAUCUAGUUGGGCUCUUCGAAGAGCGGCUGGGAAUCGAGCCUACUCGCGGUUAUGAUGACAAAUCUAUCCGAGCACUUAACCGUCGGACGUUCAAGUGGAGGGUUGGGGGGGCUUGGGUCGCACGCGUUUUGAGACAAGUUCAGUGAAAAGUCAGACACAAAAAUUAGCAUUUAUCUCGGUUUUCACCAAAUUUCACAUAAAUUUAUUCUUGGUAAAAACCCAACUAAUGACGGCCAAGAUGGCGACCAUUGUUCGUGACGUCACAGGCGUCCAGCAGUGCCACCACUCAGCAAAAUAUACCUCAUUUUCUUGCAAAGAUCAAAGGCUUUCCACUGAAGGCAAAAUCGUUUCGAAAUACUGCAACAUAUCAAAAACUCUUGGGAGAGAGGGGCUCCAUCAACCACAACCCCCCCCCUUCUCUUGUGCCACUGUGAGGGUAUGCAUUUGCGUCUACGUCCGAGGGUUAAGUAUCACUGAUAAAACUAAGAUUGCGAACAUUACUUUUUCUACUCCUCUUCUCAUUCUCCCUAUUAUAUCCUUUCUUUUUGUUUUAUCAUCUCUUCACUUUGUGUAUAUAUAUUUUUCUAUUGUUUUAGUUUUCUUUUAAAUGUUUAUUAUUAUUUGUUUUACUGUCACUCGUAGUCAAUUUACUUUCAACUGUGGUAAGACUUAUAUAGUCAGUCGCGUGCAAUGCAAAGUAGUGACAUUUGAUUAAAAAAAAUAGUAAAUUUUAGGAUUUUAUUACUUUCAAGCGAUACACACCGAGCCCGGAAAGUGAACUGGUCGUUUAACCCAGCUUUUAUUUCGCGCUUUAAUUACAGAUUCUCCACCCACACUCUAUUUGAAAGAUCUAAGUGAAGAAGUGGUCGAAGAAUUGACGUCCAGACUCCAAAGUGACCCAGUUGCUCUGAAGAGAUUUUACCGCAGUCGUUCGGGCUUGAUCCAGAGAAAUUGUACGCCAAAGGAUUUCAAACCAUUGCAGAAAUCUUCCCUGGUACUCCAAUCAAGACUUUAA
Messenger RNA from Porites lobata, 2022 nucleotides. The record is from the annotation of a GenBank genome assembly. NCBI's taxonomy places the organism in Eukaryota, Metazoa, Cnidaria, Anthozoa, Scleractinia, Poritidae.